UGGCGCUGCCCAUGAAAAUUUUCGAAUUUGCCAAAAUCGAGCCUGAUGCAAGUUUUUGUACAGACAGUGGUGAUGAUAAUACUGAGAGAGUGCCGGUAGAAAGAAGUGGGCAUCGCAUUGUUGUUGAUGAUGCCAAUCUGUAUUCCUUGGGUGGCUACAACCCACAGUUUUGGAAUGUUCGUAACACCGAAGACACAUACUAUCCAUUAUUUAAAGAGGUGUGGAAAUUUAAUUUUUCCACCCAUAAAUGGACAAAAAUUAAAACACAAGGAUCAAUGCCGCUGGAGUUAGCUUCACACGCAGCCGUUAGAGAUCGUAAAAAUAUGCUGACAUUUGGAGGAACUGGAGUUCCGUUUGGUGAAUCGAGCAGUAAUGAUCUACAUGUAUUAAAUCUUGAAUCGUACAAGUGGCAGCACUACCAGUGCCGCGGUGACCACCCGGAAGAGAAAUACGGACAUGCCAUGUUGUUGAUAGACGACUACCUGUAUGUGUGUGGAGGCACCACAGGGUGGAUAUACAACAUUGAUGUGCACCGCUUGAAUCUCAGAACACUGGUGUGGGAAAAACUGUCGCCAAAAACAGUAUCAGACUGUGACCCUGAUGGCAGGUAUCGACAUGAAAUAGCAAUACACCAGAAUAAACUGUUCAUGUUUGGAGGUGGAACAGCACACGCAGCGUAUGAUUUUCAAGUGGUUCCGGUGUUCAGCUUGGAAAAGAGAAUAUGGGCAUCAGUAAGAACAGUACCAGACAAUAUACACGGUUUUCCUGCCCCAAGACGUUGUCACAGCUGCACACAGUUUGAGAAUGAUGUGUAUGUGUGUGGUGGGAUGGACGGCGAAAAGAUCACUGGUGAUGUGUGGAGACUGUCCCUGGUCACGUUACAGUGGUCCAGGUGCUGUGACAUGUCAGUUCCUGUGUACUUCCACUCGGCAGACCUCACUCCUAGCGGUUGUUUGUAUUCGUUUGGUGGUGUGACGAAAAUCGACGACGUGAGAACCAGUGUAGUUCAGCGGAUGUGGUUGAAGAUCCCAAGUCUUAAGGAACUGAGCUGGAAUGUUUUAUGUGGUCUCAUGCCACAAUUCAGUGAACAAAACAAACAUACUUUAGUGGAUCUUGGGGUCCCCAGUAAUUUCUUGGACCGUAUCAGCUGACCGCAUAGAUAUAUAUUAAGAUGUUUUAAAUUUCUAUGAAUCGCCUGUGAUCAUAUUUGUAAAAUGAAGGAGAAAUGUGGUGCUGAAUCUGUUGCAAAUUGUGUGCAAUAAUUAUAGGAUAUUAAAAGAGCUUCCAUUUCAUAUCAUGUUUAUGUCCUGAGUGAAAUAAUUGUCAAUUGUCACAAGCUUUACCAAGUGAAUAUGAAAAUUAUUUCCCAAGGGACAUAAACAUGAUAUGAAAUGGUAGCGAGUUUAAUAUCCUAUUUAUUACACAUAAUCGAUCUUAAUUUAUAUUAUUCAACUCAUUUGGUUGAUGUUCCUCCAAGGCUGCGCCAAUCAGUGACGUUGAAGUGUUACGUCCCAUUUGGCAUUCUAGUGGUACAUAUCACUUUGGUGUGUACCAUAUUUUUUACCAUAUGGGUAAUAAUUAAAUAUACGCAUGGAGUUUGUGUAUGUAUGUGUUUGUGUGUGUGUGUGUGUGUGUAUUUUAUUUUUAUUGUGUAAGGUGACAAUCUGUCUGUGUGUUUAUGGUUAGCUAUUUUUUAUUCAGAAGCUUUGAGAAUGCUGUGAUAUAAUCAGUUUUAUUUACUAAUUUAAUUGGACUUUUGGUUUGUUAAAAAGAACUAUCCCAGUACAAAAGAUCUCAUUUGAAAUUUUAAAAAAGCAAAACAAAAUAUUUUUAAAACUUAUGCUUUGACUGACAUACUGUUCCCUUGAAAGUUAUAAGUAGCUGGUAUCCAGCAGUACAAAACAAGGUGUGUCUCUUCUUCUUCUUUUUUCCUCUUUUUUUGCAGGUACUGUUUAUUAAGGGUGGGAAAUAUCACUGCUUUACUGCAUAUUUGCAAUACAAAAAUCCUAAUAGGAUAUAUUACAGUACAUUUUUUGAGAUGAUUUUUUACCUUUAUCAGGAAUGUUUGUAAAACAAAUUCCAGAUAUAUAUACUGUGAGACCUCAAUGAUCCGGACCCCAGUAGUCUGGAAACCCCGCCUUAUGGACAGCCAAAAUACAAAACGAACUCUACACUCUAUAAAUGUGUUUGUUAAUCCGGAUAUUCAUCUUCAGGAACCUGACGGCCAUUAUACAAAACAAAGUGUAAUAAAUAAAGACAAUUUUAUUAUUUGCUUCACUUGAUCAGAUCUUACAGUAGAUUGUUUAAGUAGAAACCAAAAUAUAACUUGCACAGUAGGUCCUUUAAUAAUUAGAAACAAAUAUAUAACUUGCACAGUAGGUCCUUUAAUAAUUAGAAACAAAUAUAUAACUUGCACAGUAGGUCCUUUAAUAAUUAGAAACAAAUAUAUAACUUGCACAGUAGGUCUUUUAAUAAUUAGAAACAAAUAUAUAACUUGCACAGUAGGUUCUUUAAUAAUUCGAAACAAAUAUAUAACUUACACCAAGUUAGUUCAGCCAUGGCCAGUAAACACCAUGAACAACUAACACAUGUCAGAAUGGCGCCAAAACGUCUCACACCUAGCUGAGUAUCUUUAAUUGUAGGUCCUAUGUUUGAUAGUUUUUCUUCAGUGUGUGACUCUGAGAGACAUGGUUCACUGAUCUAAGUUAGUGUUUUAUUAACACUUUCAUUGCCGUUAUAAAAUGUAAUUACAGUAAUAAAAUUAAGACCAACAGUCAGUGGUAAAAGGUAAGUAAAUAUUAUUUUUACACUAAUCCCAAGAAGUGUAAAUGUCAAACAAGUACAGCCUUUAAAGAAAACUGUUGAUAUAAAUAAAUUAAAAAUCCAGUUAAGAAAUGACUUAAAAAAUUGAGCUGUCUAUGGUAACUUAAUGAUUGACGAGAGACAGAAAAAUUAUUUCUUAUAAGUUACAUGUAGAAUUAUUUUCUAUCAAUAGGUCUAAUCAGUAUUUUGGGAAUAUAAGUAUAUUUGUUAUACGUUAUUUAUUAUGUUUGUUAAAACUGUAUUUGUUGCUUCAUUUUUAAUGGAUUGCUGUUCAAAGGAAAUAAGUCUUCAGGUACAAUUCAGUACUACAGAAAUUUGAUAAUCCGGACACUUUUAGGAAAAAAACGUACUGUCCGGAUAAUCAGGGUUCCAUUGUAUGUUAAUGCAUAUUUGAUUGUGUUAUUCGGUUAUAUUUGGUAAAUACAUACAAACUGGCUGCUUAUUUUGACAUACACUGUGUAUUGUGUCACAAUAUAUUCAGGGCAGUAAUCAAUGUAAAAACUUGUCUGUUUGUCCUGACAAGUUAAAAUCUGCUCGGACAAGCAAAUUGUACCUCAUUGGAUGUCCAGUGGACAAGUAAAAAUGUUCAAUACAGUUUCAUUUUGAUUAAUCAAAAACAUUAUCCUUGCACUUCAAUACAACAAACCAUUUAUUUGGACAAGUGAAAAUAUUGGAAGACAAGUAUAUUUAUAGAUGUACUUUCCCGGUGGACUAGUAAAAAUUUCUGUUUAUUUCUAACACUGAAUCAUCAUUCCACGUCAAAUCAACCAGUGAUUAGAACCAUGCCAUUUUGUUUAUACUAAAGUCAAGUUUGAAUAAAAGUAUGAAACCACAGCAAUUCUUGUUAAACAUGAGUGGUGCUGAUCAAACAAUGUGGCAUUAACAUUCAUGUUCCUUCCCUCCUCCGCAAUACACUACGGUACACUGCACUAAACCACACUGUGUGGCCAAUCUUUCUUAAUCCAGGGGACUAAUUCACUAAACUCUCGCAACUUUGCGAUCUCGCAGUGCAAUGCUAAAAGACUUGCAAAGAGGAUGCUUUGUUGUCUAGCAGAGCCUAAGAUACCUUUGUGAAUUAGGACCCAGUCUGGCAGUCUUCGACAUAAAAGAUGCAUGCACAGAGCUCACUCUGUCCAUUGCUAAAGUAGCCGUUUGCUAAUUUUUAUAUAAUAGAAAGUGGCUACAACAUUUAUUUGGCUAAUAAACUUUUGUUUAAAUUAGCUACUUUUGAAUAAUUUUCAGGGUAAUACUCUACAAAUGUGAAAAUUGGCUAAAUCAAAAAAAAGAAAAAAGAAUCCAUUGUCAGCCCAGCAUGUAUUUGAGCAAUGUGAUACAUUAUGAGAUUGCAUAUAUGUUUAAACUUUAUUUUUUAUUUUUAAAUUAAAGCAUUGUAAUAAUGUA
Molecule: messenger RNA, 4224 nt
Organism: Gigantopelta aegis
Lineage: Eukaryota; Metazoa; Mollusca; Gastropoda; Neomphalida; Peltospiridae
Product: kelch domain-containing protein 10-like
Exons: 10
Coding region: 12-1151 (379 amino acids)
Biological process (GO): positive regulation of stress-activated MAPK cascade
Molecular function (GO): protein binding
Source: RefSeq, a predicted model, not a curated record